Molecule: messenger RNA, 3342 nt
Organism: Aphidius gifuensis
Lineage: Eukaryota; Metazoa; Arthropoda; Insecta; Hymenoptera; Braconidae
Product: ATP synthase subunit s, mitochondrial
Exons: 4
Coding region: 293-850 (185 amino acids)
Source: RefSeq, a predicted model, not a curated record
AAUGAUUUAGCUUUAUAAACAAAAAUGCCGUUCAAUAAUUUGAAUAUAAUUUUCAUUUUACAUAAAAAAGCAUAAAAAAGAAGGGGGUACCUAUUAACUUUCGUACGUUUGCUACUAUGCAAUACGUAUGAAAGCCUCCGAAAAAAAUCGUCGAAAGAGAAUUUAAGACAAAAAUACCAUAUGCGCAUUAUUAUGAAUUGUUAUGAAUGGUAAAAAUUUUUUGCUUUUUGUAAUGAAAGUACAGAGGAAAAUUAAUUUUUUUUUACUCAAAUUAAUCCAUUUGAAUUAAAAAAUGUUUGAAUUAUUGCGACAAGGUCUCUCGACUUCAAGAAGACCACUUUUUUACUGGCUCACAGCUGUAUUCAACAGUGUUUCUAAGAAAAGAAUUAAAGAAGUUGGUCCAGAUAUUGCUUGUGCAGAGUGGCUACUCCGAAAUGGUGCAAGUGUCAAAUGGAAAAAUUCAACCAAUUACUCAAAUGAUUAUAAUUCACUUGUGGCAAAUGUUGACAUGACUAAAAAAAUUCAGGGUGUUGAUGCAACUGAUUCAGGAAUAAGUCAUGAUGGUUUUCCACAUUUUGAAAAUUGUAAAUUUAUUGAAGACAUGAAGCUUGUUAAUUGUGUUUAUAUUGGAGACAAUGCACUUGACCAUCUUGAUCUGUUAGAAAGCAGUCUGAAAAAUCUUGAAAUAAGCAACUGUGGUAACGUAACAGACAAAGGUCUUGGAAGUCUAAAAAAACUUUCGAACUUGAAGAUACUAAAAUUAUCAAAACUUCAAGCAAUACAAGAUCUCAAAAUGGCUCAAAAUAAUCUCACAAAAUCUCUUCCAAAUUGUCAAAUUAUUAUCGAAUAAAUUAUCCUCCUUUUUCUAGUACUUAUAAACAAUCAAAAAAUAUUGAUUAAAAAUAUUUUAAUAUAAUAUAUCUGCACAGGCGUAUUGUAGAUACAAAAAAUUAACAUAUAAAUUAAAUUAUUUUCUAAAAAUCAUCCUGCUCAUCUUAAUCGUCCUAAAAUCAGCCAAAUAAAAAAAUAUUGUAGAGGAUUGCUGAAUCUAAAUCACAACGAAACUAAUUUAUUAAUUUAUUUAUUAUGUAUAUAUCCUGUGACCCAAAAAAUGAUGAUACAUUUCGUAAAAUUUCGUUGGAGAAAUCAAGUGUAGAUCACCCUGAAAAAUCCAAGUAUAUUUCGAUUGUUUUGUUUCGUUUAUUUAUUUUUUCUUUAAAUAAUAAAUAAUAAUAUGGAAUUGUUUUUUUUUUUUUUUAAAUUUAUAUAUGAAUAAAUUACAUGUAUAACUAAACCACCAACACGAUGAUCUUUAUUAUUAUUAUUAUUAAUUGUUUUUAUUUUCGUUUUCAUCUCUCCUCCUAAAUUAUUUAAGUGCUCUUUUUAUAAGAUUAUUUUAGUGGUAAUAUUUUAAUUUAAAUUAAUAUUAAUUUAAUAAAUUUUUAUUUAAGUAACAUUGUAGAGAAACACCAUUUAUGUCAGUGUUAAUAAUAAUUAUUUUCACAUUAAAUCACACAUUUGUUCUUUUUUUAAUUGGCAAGUGCAAACCGAUUGUAAUUAUUAUUUUUAUUAUCAUUUAUAAAUUCAUGCUUUUGUAAUGUAAUUCAAGUGGUGUUGACGUUUUUUUUUUUUUUUUUAAAUUUUAUUUAUUUAUUAAUUUAUCAUUCUCAAAUACAGUUGUUUCAUUAUUCCAUCAUUUAAAGAAGUAAAAUUAAAUUAUCACCAAAAAAAAAUCAGAAGAAAAGCUCAAUAAAUUGUUGAUUAAAAAGAAAAGGAAUGUCGAGGAUUAAUUCUGUAUUGUUAAUAAUAUUUAAUUUUAUUUAUAAAUGUAAUAUAUGCAAUUAAAUUUGGCAUUCAAUUCAAGAAACAGAGGCAUUUUUAUUUAUUUUUUUUUUUCAUACGAAGAAUAAAGAAAAAAGAGAAUUAUUUAUUAAGAAAUAUUUAUCACGUUUAUCCUUUUUUUUUUUCUUCAAAAAAAAGCUUCAACGGAUAUUUUUUUUACUACAAUUUUUUAGAUUAACGUUUAACGUUUCUUUAUUUUUUUUUUUCAUACAGUUAUCCUCUUGUGCAUUACUUAUAUAAAUUAAAUAGCUAAACAAUGGUUUUUUUUUUGUAACUAUACUAUUUGAUAAUAAGAUACAGAGGAAAUUAAUAAACAAGGGUCAAGGAAACCUGCAGUCAAGAUAUUGAUAAACCCACUUGAAUAGACACAAUAACGAUUUAAUUGUUCAUCUACAAUUUGAGAAAAAAAAAAACAAAAAAAAAUUAAUAAAAAUAAAAAAAAAAAACAACAACAACGAGCUAUAAAUUUCAUUUAAAGUUUUUUUUUUUUUUAAUUAGCUUAUAAUUUUUUUGUCUUUAAUUGAAUCUUUAUGAAUUUUUCAUAUUAAUAUUUGUAUGUGUGUGUGUAAGUGUGUGUGUGUAUUUGUUGUGUGUUAAAAAAUGUAGAACAAGUUAAUUUUUUAAAAAUUUUUAGAUGGAGGAUGGAGGCACAGUGCCCCUCGAUACACGUAACAAUAAUGAGCAUAAAUUUUUUUUUUUUUAAUUAUAUCAUUUAUAUAUUGUUUUUUACUUUUUUUUUUUUUUUUUUUAAUAUUACUUUCUUAACUUAAAAAAGAAAGGUGUUUUUUAUUUAAUUUUUUUUUUUUCUUUUUCUAAUAAUUUAAAUUUAGUUUACACAUAAUAGGUAAAUAUUUUUUUUUUUUUUUUUUGCUUUGUUCUUUUCUUAAAAAAAAUGUACACUCGGAACAAAAAUUGAUGAAUUCACAACCGCUGACGAUUUAACGGUAUGAUUUCAUUUAUAAUAAUUAAUUAUUUUUUAACAUUAAGUUACUAGAAAUUGAUGGGAAAUGAGAGGGUGACGAGAUAAGGGAGGGAACGAAGAAAGGUGGUGCUAUAAAUUUAUCGGAAAUUACUCGAAUUUUUUUAGUUUUUUUUUUUUUUUACUUUACUUUCUGCUGUUUUUUUUUUUGUUUCCGUUAUUUUUACAAUUUAUGUUUUUUUUUAAUUUUUAUUAUUUCUUCAACGUAAAGAGAUAGAUUUUGGAAAUGAAAAAAAAAAAAAAAAAGGCAGAUUGAUUUUUUUUUAAUUAUUAUUAUUUUUUUAAAUAAUGGAAGCGGACAGUGAAUUUUAUCAACGAAUAUUACGUGUGAACACCAUUUUUAAUUAUUUUUUUUUUCCCGUUUCAAUGAUGCCAUUUCCACUCACUGAUAGUUUUAAAUUUAUCAUGGGUGUUUAUACAAUUUAUGCAAAACACAAUAAUUUUUGUUUAUUUUUUUAAAUUUAAUUUAAUUAAGUUUUCAAAACAGCAUUAACGAUGAAAUGGAUUUAACGAAUUUUUUA